Messenger RNA from Heterobasidion irregulare TC 32-1, 4696 nucleotides. RefSeq lists its product as uncharacterized. Gene Ontology annotation, biological process: mRNA splicing, via spliceosome; generation of catalytic spliceosome for first transesterification step. The transcript is spliced from 20 exons. Gene Ontology annotation, molecular function: protein binding. Gene Ontology annotation, cellular component: Prp19 complex; post-mRNA release spliceosomal complex; U2-type catalytic step 2 spliceosome. Lineage: Eukaryota; Fungi; Basidiomycota; Agaricomycetes; Russulales; Bondarzewiaceae. The record is from RefSeq and is a predicted model, not a curated record. Bases 1 to 3612 code for a protein of 1203 amino acids.
AUGCCUUCCGUUGUACUGGAAACACCGACGCUUGAGUCCCUGCAGGCUCCAUUUCCUUUGGCAUUCCCUGUGCCCACCCCGGUCACUCAUCCUGACCUCGUGUCUCCAAAAGACAUCCACCGUGAGGAGGAUCUUCUCCGCAACCCUUCUUCCUUCCGUCACUGGUGGACUGCGAUUCAUAGCACGAGAGAUGCUCAGAACGCUCUGCAGAAGCUCGAAAAGUCAUCCGGCCUCGAGCCUGAAGUGGCAGCUCUUCUAGGACCUCUUGCCUCUCCCGCUGCUCGGAAGUCACUACAACGUCUCACGUAUCUAUACGAGGCCGCUCUCGUUCACUUUUCGGCUUCUUUUAAACUAUGGAAGUCGUAUCUUCAUAUGCGCAUGUCUUAUGUGCUGGGCAAGCAACUUAUUAGGAAGAGGGCGGGUGGGCGGAAGAAGUUUCCUGAGAUGAAGGAUGCGCUGGAGGAGGAGCAGGAGGAUCUGGAGGAAUGGGAAGGUGGAUUAGACGGCGUCGUCGGCUGGGAAGAGUGGAAGGCUCUCGUUGCUACCUUCGAGCGCGCUCUUAUGUGGCUACCGAAGCUGCCUAGGCUAUGGCUCAUGUAUGCCUCAAUCUUCAAUCACCCCCGAUGUCCUUCUGUACUCUCGCACUCCCAUGCUCGCCGAACAUUUGACCGUGCUCUUCGAACUCUUCCUCCAUCCCUUCACCACCGAAUAUGGGUGCGUUAUCUCCUUUGGGCGGAGAAAAAGGGUGGAACUACCACUGUUGCAGUCUAUAGAAGAUACCUUGCUGUCGAUCCUAGCGUCACUGAACGCUACACCGCUCUCCUUCUCUCACCAAGCAAUCCCUCCCCACGCCCCUUGGAAGCUGCUAAGCUUUUAUUAUCCCUUGCCCGCAAGGCUGCUCGAGGAGAAUACACGAGCCCCGAAGGCAAAAGCCCAUAUCAGCUUCUCGGAGAAUGGUUAGACGUUGUCGAAUCUCAUGCCGAAGAGGUUGGUUUGGAUGCCGAUGAGACUGCGGAGGCAGUCGAAGCCGAGAAGACGGUAGAGAACGAGAACGAGAACGCCAACGUCGCUCAAAUUUCUCCUCAACCUGCCUCCGUGGGUGGACAACUCAUUCGCUUUGCCGGUCCUCCCGUCACUGUCACAGCCGCCGGCGAGCCAGCGCCUCCGUACGAUGAAGAUGAGGAUCCAACCAGUGCUCGAAAGCUCAAUAUUGAGAAAAUUAUUCGUCAGGAUGGCCUUGCGAAAUACAAAGAUCAAGCGGGACGGCUCUGGACUGGGCUUGCAACGUACUGGAUCAAGCGCGGCGAGUUUGAUAGGGCGAAGGCAACAUUCGAGUCUGGAAUUGGAUCCGUUCUCACCAUUCGUGACUUCACGCAGAUCUUCGACGCAUACGCAGAGUUCAGCGAAUCUUUGAUCAGUGCUUUAAUGGACAACUUGGCGAAUCUUGAUGAGGACGAUGAUGAGGAAGAAGCACAGGCGGAAACAGAUGCAAGGAUGAAGGAGUUCGAAGCUUUGAUGGACCGGAGACCGUUCUUGGUUAACGAUGUGUUGAUUCGGCGAAAUCCUAACGACGUGCAAGAAUGGGAGAAGCGGGUCGCUCUUUGGGGCAAAGACGAUGAGAAGGUUGCCGAAACAUAUACCCAGGCGCUCUCAACCAUCAACCCUCGCAAAGCAACGGCCAACUUCCACCGUCUGUAUAUCAACUUUUCCUACUUCUACGAGGAGGGAGGUGCGACGGGACAGGCCGAAGUCGAUCUCGACAAUGCUAGGAAAAUUCUGGAGAAGGCGACCAAAGUCAACUUCAGAACUGUCGAAGACCUCGCAGAGGUUUGGUGUGAGUGGUCUGAGAUGGAGAUACGGCAGGAGCAAUAUGACGAGGCUAUCCGCGUCAUGCAGCGCGCUGCUGCGAUCCCGAAGAACACCAAGAUCAAUUACCAUGACCAUUCUCUUCCAGUCCAGGCCCGCCUGUUCAAGUCUCUCAAGUUGUGGUCCUUCUAUGUCGACCUUGAAGAAUCCUUGGGGACGGUUGAGUCCACCAAGGCAGUCUAUGACAAAAUCUUGGAGCUACGCAUCGCGAAUGCUCAGGUUCUCGUGAAUUACGCUGCAUUCCUCGAGGAAAAUAAAUAUUUCGAAGAGAGCUAUAAGGUCUACGAACGAGGCGUCGAACUGUUCACUUUUCCUGUUUCAUUUGAAAUCUGGAAUAUAUACCUUUCGAAGUUCAUCAAACGCUAUGGCGGCACUAAACUGGAACGUGCUCGCGAUCUCUUUGAACAAGCACUUGAAAAAUGCCCACCCAAGUCAUGUAAACCAAUCUUCCUGAUGUAUGCUCAACUAGAAGAGGACCAUGGUUUGGCAAAGCGUGCAAUGACGAUAUAUGAUCGCGCGACCCAAGCUGUUGCGGACGAAGACAAAUUCUCAAUGUUCACGAUCUACAUCGCAAAAGCCGCCGCAAACUACGGCCUUCCUGCCACCCGACCUAUCUAUGAACGUGCAUUGGAAGUCCUUCCAGACCGGCAAACCGCGCAAUUGUGCCUACGCUUCGCCUCACUUGAACGCAAACUCGGGGAAAUCGAUCGUGCACGAGCAAUCUACGCACAUGCCUCUCAAUUCUGCGACCCUCGCGUCAACCCCGACUUUUGGGCAGAGUGGCAUGCCUUCGAGAUCGAUACGGGUUCAGAAGACACCUUUAGGGAGAUGCUUAGGAUCAAGAGAAGUGUGCAGGCGCAAUUCAACACGGAGGCGAGUUAUUUGGCUGCGCAGACCAUGGCGACAAGAUCAGGUGCACCUGCGAAGGCAGUCAGCAACGACGUGGCGGCGACGGCAGAUCCGAUGGCUGCAGCGGAAAAACAGGCGGGCGGUGGAAAGAGUGGUCCGGCGUUUGUCGCUGCGAAGCGUAGCGCAGUACAGAAUGAGGAUACGGAAUCGCCGAAACCCGCAGAGUCAAGGGACCGGCGGUAUGGCCGAAGAAUUUCUGAUACCGAUGUGACUUCGAAAGAGAUGAGCAGGAAUCGCGCUCAGCACGAAAAGUGGUACACACCGAACUUUUCCAAGGGCCAGGUGGUCCAGAGGGGCUCCUCGCGGACCCAGGUCCAUCCUUUCAUUUUGAUCACUAGAUCCAUGUCUGCUAUGCGGUCUUCCAUGAACGACAGCUUCGGGCCUACGAUCCGCGUUCGAGGCUCAAGAAUUAACGACGUUGAUGUAUAUGCAAGAAUGGACCCAGAUGCGCCGAUCAAGGUCAACAACAACCACAAGCCAGCAGAGUUCCUGAGGGCAGAGGCGGAGCUCGUCCUGGACGAGGCAAGGAGACAAAAGGCGGAGAAGAAUAAGGAUCUCGGCGAGCCCAUAAAGCUCCAGGGUGUUCCCAUAGACAUUAAGAUUCGUGGGAGACACAUCUGGAUCGCAGAGAAUACCGCCAUUGCUCGAAAGAUGGAUUUGGAAAGUUGCGGGCUCUGGGGACGGGAAGAUAUUGAUAACUGGUUCAUGGGACCAGACCAUCAAGCUGUGGGACACAGACACGAAAGCCUUGAUCUCGUCAACGCCAGCCCACGAGGACUUUGUCAAGGUACUUCUAGUGAUACCUUCCCUCAACCUUCUGGUCUCAGGAAGCUCUGACAAAGUAGUACGCUUUUGGGACCUAUCGUCGCCCUCUUCAUUAGAGCCGCUACCCUCGCUAGGCUCGAUAUCCGCCCACACACGACCGGUCGAAGCUCUCGAUGUCCACAUUUCUCCCGACGGCGAAUCAAAAUCCUCGGUAGUACUGUUCACUGCUGACACGAUGGGCAUGAUCAAGGCAUGGGAUCUAAGUAGGCAAGGCGGAGACCGGCCGAUAUGGCGAAGCACUCUGCGCGAUGACCUCGGAUACCACCGGACGCGGGUGAACGAGCUGAUGUACGGAGAUGGGCACCUAUGGACAGCCUCGUCUGAUGAGACGAUCCAGAUCUAUCAAUACCCCCCGCCCCCAUCUAGCCAGAAGCAGCCGAAGCCAGUGCCCCCCAUCACCCACCCCACCGGGUUCAGGGCCGUCCUGCCGCUCCCGAUCCACCCCCAGCUGGACGCAGACGCGUUCCCGUAUCUGCUCGGGGGGAGCGGCGAUCUCAUCCGUGUGUACGACAUCUCGUCGCUCGAGGAGCCCGAGUUCAUCCGUGAGGUCGAGGGCCACUGGCACGACGUGACGCAUCUGCGCGUGUGGUUGAGGGAUCGGAAAGAAGGGAAGGGGAAGGAGGUGUGGAUCGUGAGCGCGAGUCUCGAUGGGACGAUUAGGAAAUGGAGGUUGGCCGACAUAGUUGUUCCGCCCAAGCCCGUCCCAGAGGAGAAGAAGGAAGCUACGAUCGCGGUACCACCUCCAAAGGCCGGGGGUGCAUUUGAGAUGACAGAAGAAGAGGAACGGGAGCUUGCAGAACUGAUGGAGGACGAUUGAACAUCUUCUGACCGAUGACAGCCACGAAGCCCAUCGCACCGUUAACAUACAAUAUCGCCCUGUAAGUUAUUAUACACAAAACCAAGCUCUUCGCCUUCUGUGGCUGAAUGACGAAGCUGUUCGCCGACGCAAGGCUCUUGGCUGCCGUGGUGACGAGUUCGUCGACGCUUCAGAAAAUGAUAUCCGGAAAUUAGCCUUGCACAGAGUCGUCAAGGCAGGUGCUUACAUGUCCUUCGCUGGCUUGAUAUCCUGUACAUGAAUGAGAACCGGAAUAGCCCC